Messenger RNA from Panicum hallii, 1185 nucleotides. Its product is annotated as serine/threonine-protein kinase STY13-like. Lineage: Eukaryota; Viridiplantae; Streptophyta; Magnoliopsida; Poales; Poaceae. The coding region runs from base 1 to 1185 and encodes 394 amino acids. Gene Ontology annotation, biological process: protein phosphorylation. Gene Ontology annotation, molecular function: ATP binding; protein kinase activity. Gene Ontology annotation, cellular component: plasma membrane. The record is from RefSeq and is a predicted model, not a curated record. The transcript has 5 exons.
AUGGCCGGCGGCGCUGCUCGCGGCCGCAGGCACAGCUUCGGCGGAAGCAGCAGAACCGCCGCCGCCGCCGCCGCCAGCGGCGGCGACGUGUUCGUGAGGGCCGGGGCCGACAACGAGGUGUACGUGCGGGCGGACAUGAUCGACCUCAAGAACCUGGACAUGCAGCUGGAGAGGACGCGGUCGCACGCGUGGAUGGAGCACCAGCGGUCGCAGCGGUCGGCGUCGCCGCUGGCUGAGCCGCUGCUGCUCGAGUGGGAGAUCGACCUCGCCAAGCUCGACAUCCAGAACCAGAUCGCGCACGGCACCUUCGGCGUCGUCUACCGCGGCACCUACGACGGCCUCGACGUCGCAGUGAAGGUGCUGGACUGGGGCCACGACGGGCAGGAGUCGUCGGCGAAGCACCGCGAGGCCUUCGAGAAGGAGGUCGCCGUCUGGCAGAAGCUUGACCACCCCAACGUCACCAAAUUCGUGGGCGCGUCGAUGGGCACGUCCCAGCUGAAGAUACCCAAGAAGGGCGGCGCCCGCGCCGUGCCCAAGGAGUGCUGUGUCGUGGUGGUCGAGUUCCAGCACGGCGGCACCCUGAAGACGCUGCUGUACAACCACCGCGACAAGAAGCUGUCCUACAAGAAGGUUGUCCACCUCGCGCUCGACCUCGCCAGAGGGCUGAGCUACCUGCACUCGAAGCGGAUCAUGCACCGCGACGUGAAGGCGGAGAACAUGCUGCUGGACCGGAAGCGGACGCUCAAGAUCGCCGACUUCGGGGUGGCGCGCGUGGAGGCGCCGAGCUGCGAGGUGACGGGGCAGACGGGCACGCUGGGGUACAUGGCGCCGGAGGUGCUGCAGGGGAAGCCCUACGACCACAAGUGCGACGUCUACAGCUUCGGCAUCCUGCUCUGGGAGACCUACUGCUGCGCCAUGGCCUACCCCAACUACAGUCUCGCCGACAUCUCCUACCACGUCGUCAAGCUGGGCAUCCGGCCGGACAUCCCGCGGUGCUGCCCCCGGGCGAUGUCGGACAUCAUGAUGCGGUGCUGGGACGGGAACCCGGACAACCGGCCGGAGAUGUCGGAGGUAGUGGCGCUGCUGGAGAAGAUCGACACCGGCAGCGGCAAGGGCGGCAUGACGCCCAUCGACGACCACGUCGCGCAGGGCUGCUCCUGCUUCGGCUUCAACCGCAGCUCCUAG